GAGUGUAUCGGGCCGGUUCGAAAAAUCCAUACAAAUUGUGCUUGGCGGGCGGAAAUGUGGAACGCAUUAGAGGAGAGGGAGGGUGGUUGUGUGCGAGCGUGCGAGCGAGAUAGGGCGGCGUGCAUCUUACCUUUUCUAUCGAUCACGGGAUAAAAGCGUGUGCGCUUGGGUCUGUGUGGACACAGCGUGAUACACAGGGGCAUCGCAGGAAUUGGUUACGUGCCGUCACAAUGGUUGAUUAUAACCUGUCAGCGGAGGAGCUCAACGACUUUCGUGCCAAGUUUUACGCGGAGAGUCGCAACCUGCUGGCGCAGAAUGUCUGCACGAAAACAAAUCCCAUCGAGGCCUGUGCGUCGAGGAAGAUCGUGGAGGAGACUCAGCACGUCUUCACCCAUAAAAUCGAGGCGGAAGGCAAACCUAUCACCAACCAGAAGAACUCGGGCAGAUGCUGGCUGUUCGCUAUCCUGAACGUCAUGAGGACCAGCUUUAUGAAGCAACAUAAUUUGGACGAGUUCGAAUUCAGCCAGGCUUAUCUGUUCUUUUGGGAUAAGGUAGAACGUUGCAAUUAUUUUCUACAUAACAUCAUAGAGACCGCCAAGCGUGAAGAGCCGGUGGAGGGUCGUCUGGUCUCCUUCCUGCUGUGUGACCCUACCUGCGACGGUGGCCAGUGGGACAUGAUCGUGAAUCUCAUAACCAGGCAUGGCGUCGUACCGAAAGCCUGUUUCCCUGAGUCAUACAGUUGCGAGUCAAGUGUACGUAUGAACAGCUUGCUGAAGAGCAAGCUGCGCGAAUACGCCAAGGCUCUGAGGGAUUUGAUCGAGAACGGCGCCACCGACGAGGAGCUGAAGGCGCGACUGAAGGAGCAGAUGACGGUCAUCUAUCGAAUAAUCGGCAUCUGCCUGGGCAUACCCUCCGAGAAGAUCACGUGGGAGUAUUAUGACAAAACGAAGAAUUACAACUGCGUGGGACCCAUCACGCCGUUGAACUUUUACGAGAUCUACGUGAAGCCGUACUUUGACGUGAACGACAAGGUAUGCCUGGUGACCGACCCGCGUCCGAGCAACCCUUAUGGGAAACUCUACACUGUGGAUUGCCUGGGGAAUGUCGUUGGCGGACGAACCACCCGCUACAACAACCAGCCUGUGGAACUGUUGAUGAAACUGUGCGCAGAAAGUAUCAAAGAUAACGAGCCGGUCUGGUUCGGUUGCGACGUCAACAAGAGAUUAAUAGACAAACACGGCAUCCACGAUCUGAACGCGUACAAUUUCAAGCUGAUGUUCGGCACGGACGUGCACGUCGGCCUCUCCAAGGCCGACAGGCUGCUCUUCGGAGAUUCCAUGAUGGUGCACGCGAUGGCGUUCACCGCUGUCUCGAUAGACCCGAGAGACGGUAAGAUAAAGAAAUUCCGGAUAGAGAACUCGUGGGGCGAGGAUCACGGGCAGAAAGGCUACCACGUUGUGAGCAGCGAGUGGUUCGCCAACUUCGUCUUCGAGGCGGUGGUGGACAAGAAAUACGUACCUGCCGACGUGAUGGCAGUGUUCGACCAGGAGCCCAUUACUCUGCCGGCGUGGGACCCCAUGGGCACACUCGCUUAUUGAUGAUAAAGUAGAGCUAAUUGCGGCAUUUUAUGGCAAAACUUUUUUCGCAUUACGUGAGGACAGACUCGAAGCAUACAGGAAAAUAUAGUAUUUAACAGGGAAAAAAAAAAGAAAGAAAGAAAAGGAAAACCCGGGGACAGUACGCAGUUGUACAAAAUACCGAUAUUUUAUACCUUGCAAGAGAAUGUGCAACAGUAUUGAAAGGGAAACAAUGGCUUUGUCGUUCGUACGAAUCGCAAGCGCAUUUUGUUCGCUUACAGUAUACUACAAGGGUGACGUUUAAGUUAGACCGUCAAGACUGAGUGUAUGAGUUACCAUAUAAUUGAAAUCACGAGGUAAAUGAUUAUUAACGACUCGCGCGUAUCGCAAUUUCCAGAAUAACGUGCAACGUUACGAUAUUCGCAAGAGAGGGGAGGGCGAAGCACGCCGAGUCGCAUACUUCGACCUUACUAGUAGGCAAUAACGUACCGGACGAACUUUGCAUCACGAGGUAACCAAAUGGUGUUCGUUUUAUAACGCGAUAAAACCAAACACAGCAACCUCUCUCGUGAAACCAAAAAAUAAAUAUAGACUACCAGAUCAGUUCUCCCGGCGUGUGUUGUGUACCUACGACUUGAAUUUCUCGCGAUUUCGAAAUCGCGUUCACGCGCGACAUGUAGAGAGGCACUCGUAAUCUCUUGUGCAUGUUAAUCUUAAGGAUCGCACGUGCACAAGCUACAAAGUAAAAGCAAUAGAACAAUACGGAUAGAUAUGUAAAAUUUAAUAAAAUGAUUUGCCAGAGGAUAAUUAAAGAGGAUUCUUGCUCAA
Messenger RNA from Dinoponera quadriceps, 2405 nucleotides. RefSeq names its product bleomycin hydrolase. NCBI's taxonomy places the organism in Eukaryota, Metazoa, Arthropoda, Insecta, Hymenoptera, Formicidae. Gene Ontology annotation, molecular function: cysteine-type aminopeptidase activity. The record is from RefSeq and is a predicted model, not a curated record. Gene Ontology annotation, cellular component: cytoplasm. The coding region runs from base 231 to 1598 and encodes 455 amino acids. Gene Ontology annotation, biological process: proteolysis; response to toxic substance; L-homocysteine catabolic process. The transcript is spliced from 4 exons.